Messenger RNA from Amphiprion ocellaris (clown anemonefish), 6736 nucleotides. It is a transcript of the gene fbrs, whose product is annotated as fibrosin. The coding region runs from base 1472 to 5317 and encodes 1281 amino acids. NCBI's taxonomy places the organism in Eukaryota, Metazoa, Chordata, Actinopteri, Pomacentridae. The transcript is spliced from 18 exons. The record is from RefSeq and is a predicted model, not a curated record.
CUGGGGAAGAAGAGUUGCGCACACAAUGCACUGCACGGCUGACAAGGGUUGUGUCUCCCUGAUUUUCACGAUAAAUUUCCAAUUCAGUGGAAACUUGUGAAAGCAGCAGCAGCGGCGCCGUUCGCUUUCUCUCUGUAAAUAUCCGCACACUGGAUCUAGCGAGAAAAACCAACCGGAGACGUCGGCGAGCGGUCCAACUUCUCCCAAACAUUGGAUUACAGAGGCUGCAUCCAGGAGCUGCCCAGCCCAACGGGGGCUUGGCCGACACCCUCGUUUAUGGAAAUCGACACCGAGGCUUUGAUAUUUGGGCCUCGGUUUUUUUCUUUAUGAUGGAGGUGGAACGAAAGAAGAGUUGCGUGUGAAGAAGCGAGAUAUUCUUAUUCUGUGUAUGAUUCGUAAUGAAAAAAGAUCUUCGGUAUUCUUUCUGCUUCGUUAAAAAAAAAUAAAAAAGAGAGAUUGUUGCUAAGCUGGCUAACAGCUGGAUGGGCUAGCAGCUAGCCGGAGUGCUAACGUUACGUCUUUCUUUUGAUGUGAUGCGAAUUCAACCAUUACUAUCGGCCAUCAACGUUUCGACAGCAGGAAAAUUCGCUCUCCGGGCUGCGGGGUGUUAGUUAGCUUCACGGUCAACCACUCGGCCUGCCAGUCUUUCCUCACAAAUUUUAAGAAUAUAGUUUUAUUCUUAGCUCGCUGGCUGAAUAUAUUGUAAUGUAUUGAGUUGUACGUGCUAACCGAAUGAGCUAAUUGGAGUCAACACUGACCUAACCUUAGCUAGCAGUAAAGUAUACCAGACAGCUCGUUUUACUCCUUAGAUUAGGCGUAAUUCACAGCAGCUGUCAACAUUAACACGUCAAAUUUAACAAUAAUAUGAAAAGAUGUUGCGGCCGCCGGUGUGCUAAUGUCCGAUAUCUGGGUUAUUGGCCUUGCUAACUUGCUAACAUUUUGCUAACAGGCAAAUAAAUUUGUCAGCGUGUGCAGAAAUUAAGGAAAUCCUCCGGUUGUGUUGGAUUGGACAAUGCCGACGCUGACAUGAUUUUGUAAUUUCCUCGAUUUGUCCCUCUUUGUCCGCAACACGACGGCACUUGUGUGUUUUUUUGUUUAUAACUUAUGUGGUUAUCGGUUGCAUUUGUCGCUAGCUAGCUAACGUUAGCCGUCUGAGAGACACAAUCAGCGAUGUCCUGACAUUUGUGUUUUGUCGUUGGAUGUGUCGAGUUCCCAUGUGGAUCUGAGUUUGUGUUCUAGAUUCAGUGAAAUGACACUCAAGUUUCGCCGAAAGAAAGGCACCGAUGCCAAUAGACUGUUGUCAGAGGACGGUAAAUAAUAGCCACUGGUUCCAUUAACGCCAUUUUAACGGGGGCUCCCUGCGAGGGCCUGUCUGUGUGGCGGUGUUUUAUUUGCGGUUCGGUGCCUUCCGCCGAACCGGGACUUGAAUAAAGUGCCUUUGGUGUCACUGGAGUUACAAAAGGAGGUGAACAUGGAGGGCCCGAGCCGGAGCACUGGAUUCAGGCAGAGCCGACGGUCCCGUUCACAGCGCGACAGGGAGCGGCGGAGGAGGCGAGUGGACCUGGCCGAGGAGCGGGCCACAUCCCUGUCCUCGGGCUCCGAUCGGGAGGCGUGCGGGACGAACAGUGUCCUGGGUCCCGGCGGGAGAGAAUGCCGGCCCGGGUUCGGGAGACACAGGCCUCCCCGUCGGAGGAAGAGGGAGUCCGUGUCCUGCGAGGAAGACAUCAUUGACGGCUUCGCUAUUGCGAGCUUUAUCAGCUUGGAGGCACUGGAGAUGGACUGCUCUCUGAAGCCCAGUCAACGCACUGAUAUGCUGGGAAGGAGGAACAAGGGGAAGAGAGGGCCGGAGGAGAACGGUGGAGGGCCGCUGUCAGAGCCGGAGGAAGUCGGGCCUCACAGCUACCCCAGCAGCUGUUGGAAGAGCAGAAACAAGAGGAGAAAGAUAGAGGGGCACCCUUUGGAGACUGGUUACAUUUGUGACACAGAGAGUGAUACAGGAGACAAGGCCUCCGAUAACGACAUGGAUCCCGUGUUCACAGUCAGCACUAGAAAAGUCGUGGAUCCUGCCCCUUCAAACAUGGGCACAUCCAUGGGCAAGAGCUCGUCUCUGCCGUCUCUACCGGCCCGUUGUGGCGGGGUCUCACGGUUAAUGGUGACCCCGCGAGUAUCCGGCCUGGAGCGAAGUCAGGAAAAAAGCCUGGAACCGCACUUCCCAGAGCCCGUUUCUUCUUCUACCUCUACUGUCCCCUUUCCUUGCCUGCCCUCCCACUCCCCGGUCUCGGCCUCCGUUACGGUCCCUCGGCCCAGCCCGCUCAACGGCAACAGCAGCCGCAACGGCAGCCCCCCGCUGUCCAAACCCAAGCCUUUCCUCACUUUGCCUGGACGAUCUUACAUCUACAACAGGAGCAGCACCCCAGUCAAGCCGCCAUCAUCUGCUUCAUCUGUUGCGUCUUCCUCAUCCUCCAUGCGCCCCCCGACUCCCUCCACCAGUGUGUCUCUGUCCUACAUCAGGGGCUCAGGAUCCUCAGGGCCCCUCCGACCCCCGUCCCGAGCCAGCUCUGGAGCCCUGUUCACGUCCUCACCUGGCCUGCCUCCACCUCCACCUCUGCUACAAGGUCCCGCCCACUCCGCAGCAGCAGAACGCGAGGGCCGACGCAGCGUCCCAGGGGCUGAAAACAAUGCGGCAGCUGCAGGCCGCUCCACUCCCGGUGGUCCAUCAGCGUCGGGCUCGGCACCGGGCUCGUCAGGCCGGACGUCUCAGAACCAAACGAGCAUCCCGCCGCUGGCCUUCCAGUUCCAUCAGCACAACCACCAGCACCAACACACGCACACGCACCAACACUUCACGCCCUUCCUGCACCCCACAGCCACCGCACCGCCUCUGUUUGAUAAGUAUGCGGGCAAAAUGGACGGGCUGUACCGACACCCUUUCUUCCCACAAUAUCCGCCUCCCUCAGUGCCGAGCAUUCAGCCUGUGAUUCCUCCCACUGGGCCUUUCAGCUCCCUGCAAGGAGCCUUUCAGCCAAAGCCUCUUGUCCCUCAGGGAACCGGUCCCGAUAUAACCGCACGACUUGGGGUUGUGCCUCACCACCUGCAGCCCAAAGACCCCAGGCUAACUGAUCCAUUUGGGACAUCGUUGAAAAUCAGUAAUAAACCAGGAAAAUGGUGCGCUAUGCAUGUAUACGUGGCCUGGAUGAUUCUAAGCCAUCAGAAAAAAGUAAAGCUGAUGCACGCUGAUCCGAACAAGCUGGACUUUCGUAGUGACCUGCUGGGCCGUUUUCCUGGCGCUGGGGGACUGGGCCAACUGGGACCCAUGGGAGGAGCGAUGCCUCCCACUCACGACCUGACCAGACCUCCCACUCUCUUCUCCACAGCUGCCGUCAAUCCGUCCUCAGCUCCUUUCAUCUCUCCAUCAGCGCCUCACUCCUCUUUCCUCGCACCGUCUGCACACUUGGAUCCGUAUGGCCGAUCCCCACCCUUCACCCCGCUGGGAGCUCUGGGGUCUGGUGCCUUUGGAGGACUUGGCAGUCCAACACUGGCAGGCUCUGUGUUUGGCCCUAAAGACUCACCAGCCAGUGUGGUCGGGGGCUUGUCCAACCCCAACCAUCAUGACCCGUGGAACCGCCUACACGGUGGCCCGUCCGGGUUCCCCCCUGGCCCCAGCUGGGCUAAAGGGGCAGACAAGAGGGACGAGAGGGACCGAGGGAAGGAUGGAGAGAGGAGAGACAUCCCCCACAUCAAGGAUGAAAAGGACAGAGACAACAUACUGUAUGGCCGACCACCUGUGAGAAUGUCUCCAGUUGCCCCUUCCUUCAAGCCUCGCAGUAGCACCCCAGUCUCCCACAUUAACGGCCACAGCAGCACCCUGAUGGGGGGCAGCGGGCCUAUCGAGGACCUGACACGCAGCUUACAUAGAGACCGCGAGCGAGACAGAGAUGGGGACAAGAGGCCGAUGCCAACAGUGUCUUCAAGGGGGCCUCCUCUUGGCCCUUCAUCCUUAGUAGCAGACAGAGACAGACCGCGGUCUUCCUCCUCCUCCGUGCUCACGACUCCCCCGCCCUCCAACCGCUCAGCAGCAUCUCCUUUGGACCUUUACCCCCGCCCUCUGGGCCCGACAGCACACAGCCUCCACAGCGAGCCCUCGCACUCCCAAAGAGACAGCAACCUCCCUGCAUCCUCUACAGCUUCCGCCUCUGUUACUUCUUUGUCUCAGGCCAAGAAGUCUGACCGGACCACAACGCCCGUCUCCAAAGCUCCGCUGCUUCUCCCGCCGGUUAAAGUCAAAGAGGAGCGGAAGGAGGAGCCGGAGCAUAUCCCCAUCACCCUCCCUCCCCCAGUACCCAGCCACGGCUUUGACCGCCCUAACAGCCAUCCACACCACCACAGCUCUGGCACCCCCUCCUCUUCCUCUUUAUCACUGACUCCCACUCCUGGCGUUUCCCUCCCGCCUCCUACUCCAAACCCUCCUCCCCACCAGCACCUUUCCCUGCUGGACCGCUCGAGGGCCAUCGAAGCGUACCUGGGGAGCACGGCAGGUGCUGGGUUGGUGGUGGGCCCAGGAGGGGAACGCUUCUCCCACGGUCCACCUCAAGGACCAUCACAGGGUCCGCAUAGCUUCACCUGGGACCCCUGGAGAGAGCUGGCAGCUCAGCAACAUCAGCAUCGUAGGGAAGCUUUGGCACUUCGGUCAGAUCCUCACCUGGCCCUGCGGGCCGAUCCACACCUGGCUCGGCUGCUCCAGCAUCAGCGCCUUCUAGAGGCAGCAGCAGCCGCCACCCCUCACCACCCGCCGACUUCUACCUCUGCUGCCUCCUCCUCUGCUGUUCGCCCAGAAUUCGGCCUAAUGGCUCAUCACUUCGACCGCCCUCAUCAGCUGGGACCCCCGGGAGGCGGGCUGAUGGACGAGGAGCAGCGCGCCCAGAUCCUGAGGGAAGACUUUGAGCGGGCUCGCUACUUUGGGAUGCACUCGCACCUCCCUCAUGGCUCUCACCUCUCAAGCCCCUCUCAUGCUGCUACUGCCGCUCACCUGGAGCAGCUCCACCCCGGCCUUCUCUCCCACCCUCUCCCUCCAGGAGCCUCCGCUGCUUCUCAGCACCACGCCGGCCUCUACUCCCGUCUGGGCCCGCUCAACCCGCACCACGUGCCCAACGGCAUCCUGGCAAAGACCACUGCAGGCUUGGUGGGAGCUCUGUCGGUGGGGGCGCCGCCUCCGCUCAUUCCGUCCGUCACCAGCCGGUCGUCCACGCCCCCCCGCAGACUCGGAGGGCCAGGCGAGCUGGCACUGUACAGCGCCCACAAAGAUGGAGAGUCCAGAUAGUACAGGGACAACACUGGAGGAGAUUAAGGGAAAUGUCAGGAUCACUGUGCUGCUCUCAACCUGCCCCCUUUUCCUCUUGCAGACUACUAAACCCUGCCCUCCCACUUACACAACCAAACCAGCUCCAGUCCGCCCUCUCUCCCCCAGGAAAGGGUCACCGCGACUGGCUGGAGGUGACGGUAGGGAGGGAAAUGCAAGACUCGGAAUAUGCCCAAUGGUUCUAUCAGUGCAAUUUAAAGGUACAUGGUAAUUGUGCAUCCUUGGUGUAUUUUUAUUUUAUACUGGCUGUCGGUUGUUACAGUGCUCAGUUUUGAAAGCUGUAAGAAGAGGCAGAGGACAGCUUUUUCAUUUGUCAGGUGAAUUAUGAUCCAUGCUUUUAAGCAAGCCUUUAUCGGGUGGAUUGGAAAUGACUUCCAGAGGGAUGUACACCUUGAAGAUGUGUCCAGGGUUCAUCCUCAGCUUGGUUAACUUAUGGGAUACUUUAAAGCCCUCCUCUGCAUAAAUCAGCCCUGCUUUUUAGGUAUUGUGGAUGAGGGUUUUUAGACAUACAGUGGUAAAGUGAUGCUCUCUGUUCUGUUUUUGUGUCUUUUUGUCAUUGUGAAGAGACAGAUUAUGAUGAGACCAUUUAAUUAAGAUCAGUAAGCAUCGUACCUCAGUUUCCUGCUUUACCCAAAAAUCUAACUCCAAACCCUCAGCUUCACUGGUUAUGAGAUUCAACCUUUUUUUGGCUUGUUUUUGUUUUCAAAGGAUGAAUGGCGAAAUGAACUGUGCUACACUGUGUGAGUGGACACGGUGUUUUAGAGCUUCCUGUAACUGUUUCCCAGUCUCCUCUUGACUAUAUGAGCAGGACCAGAUUAUAGUAGUCUAGAGAAAUUGCCUUUGUAAUUAUUAUUCUUAACAUUAAUUAUCUUCUAUAAUAAUAAAUAUAUUCACUGUUAUGUUAUUUGUCAUUGUUUCGGGUAUCAACCAGUACUCUCUCCCCAGGUAGUAAUGUUUCCAAACAUGCAAAAGACGAAGCAAAAGGCUUGCUUCACAGAAAACUUUUUAAUGCUUGUGAACAUUAAGCCGCAUCCAUUGCAACCUCUGGCCUCUUCAAGGAUCCCAUCUAUGACUAUUAUGCUGAGAGGGAGGUUUGCCUGUGUGUCAUUGGUUGUGUGUUAUAUCCAUUUGGGACUAUGGGAGCCUUGUACAUUGAACUGUCGAGUUGUUUCAUCAACAAAAAUAAGUUAUAUACAUGGAUAAGUGGGACAUGUGCUGAAGAACUGAAAAAAUAUAAGGACUUGUGUCAAAAGACAACUAGACAGUGGGUAUCCUGAGAGGGGAAAGACUGGGUCGAUUAUUUUAAUAUGACCAUUUUAUACCUUUCAAACCCCUCCCCUAGAGACCACAAAGAUUAAUUAUUAAAUGAAUUGUUGUUUA